Messenger RNA from Arthroderma uncinatum, 462 nucleotides. RefSeq lists its product as uncharacterized. NCBI's taxonomy places the organism in Eukaryota, Fungi, Ascomycota, Eurotiomycetes, Onygenales, Arthrodermataceae. The coding region runs from base 1 to 462 and encodes 153 amino acids. The record is from RefSeq and is a predicted model, not a curated record. The transcript has a single exon.
AUGAAAAUUGUCCCUCUCCCUACCGCCGUGGACAUCGACCAGCCAACCACCAUUCGGUCGACCAUAACUCCUACAUUCGGCGGAGCUCCGUGCCGUCGCUGUCUGAAGAAUGCUUCCCUAAACGAAGACGUCUUUCUCAUCUCCUAUAACCCCUUUCUUCCCGAUAACCGCGACACUCCUUAUAGUGGCGCUGGCCCGAUAUUCGUGCAUGCGGAUGACUGUACGCUGUACGACGGAAGUGAGGACAACAAGCUGGGAAUUCCGGAGAAAUAUCAUGCUCGUUCCCUCACGGUGCGAGCGUAUGAUGCGGGAAACAUGAUGGUUUGGCAUAAAGUGCUUGAGGGAGCGAAGCUAAUGGAAACGCUAGAGAGUGAGGUGUUUGGGGAUAAGGAGUUGGAGGCGGAGUAUGUGCAUGUUUAUUUCACGGGGCCAGGAUGUUUCGCUUUCAAGGUUGUGCCGUAG